GUUACGGGCUUGUGCAGGAGGAGCUGCUCUCCCCAGCCUCCAUGCAGUACAGUCUGCCCUCUCCACUGGGAGCUGAGCCCUACUGGCAGGAGGUCUCCAGCAUGGAGUGUGCCCCAAUCGCCACCACCGAAGAAGACACCCUGAUGGAGAUGUCGGACGUGCAGGUGUGGCCUUCGGGGGUCAGCCCCUCCCUGGUCACAGUGGAGGACUCGUCCCUGGAUGGCAGCAGCCGAGCUGAUGACUCAGAGGGGGCCACCCUGUCCCUGCCCUGCAGCCUGGGGCGGCCCAGCAGUGGGGCCAGUGGCUCCAUCAUGGAGCUGGAGGAGGAGGAAGAGGAGGAAGGGGAAGUAGAGGAGGUGGAGGAGGUGCGGCAGGAGCCGGCGCUGGCGGACAGGGACAGGGUGAGGGCCAGUGGUGCCGUGCCAAAGGUCAACCUGAAUGGCCAGCUGGGAGGUCAGAGGUCGGAGGGCAGGAAGGUGGAGGUAGCAGCAUCAGUGGCGGGCAGCAGUGUGACUGGAGGAGGAGCGAGGGGAGGAGGAGGACUAAGACAGAGUUCAGAGGAAGGGCUUUCUGUUGUUGCAGGGCAGCAGGUUUACGCCCAGCUGUGUGAGAUGUCAGGACUGAGCCGAGCCAUGGAGCACAACGGAGACAACAGGUGAGACUCAGUCAGGGGUUCAGACUGGUCUAGCCAGACAGACCUUAUUCUCUGUAUGUGUGUACUGAAUCCAUAUUCAAAACUCAAUCCAUUAUGGCAUUCUCUUUUUGUGUCUUUUGUCUGUCUGUCUUGUUCUCUUUCCUACUCGCACCUCUGUCUCUCUGCUCCUCUUUCUUCUUCGUCUCUCUGUCCCCGUCUCCCUCGCCCCCUCUCUCUCAGGGUGGUUGGGGGCGGUGCAUUCCAGCCGUACUUACCCGACAAGGACUCCCUGCGCGGCUGGGCGGGGUCGCAGACACCCAGGCUGCCCCGACAGAGUGUGGAGACGCUGAUGAUGUCACCAAGGUCGUGUGUUACCGAGGAGGCUCUGCUGAUGCCGGUGUGUGACAUGGGGCACUCGGAGGUGCUGUGCAGGCACCUGUUUGGGACGCAGCCCUUCGACAAGGGGUUGGGCUUCUCACACCAAGAGGCAGGGCUCCAGGUUGUCACACCGACCGACCACCUGCCGCUUCCUGUGCCUGGAGGAGGGACUUCCUGUCCAUGCCUGCGAUAAAUAGGAUAAUCUUUUAAUUUGGUUUCAAUCAUAAAACUUCCAACCAUCAAAACCCAAAUUUUGAUGUUAUGUCACAUCAUCAUAUGAAAUUGGCUUAAUGGGGCAAAGAUGUGUUGUGUGGUGUUACGAACCCCGUGGCUUUAAACGUCUAGGGUGGAUGGACAAGAGACCCGUAACAUAAUUCAUGCAAAUUAGAAUCGUGACAUGGAAACAGUGAGAACAAAAAAUACACCGACAACCAUAAGCUACCGUCAAACAUAAAAUGUUUAUUUUGAACACACGGUAAAGGUUUGGGAAAAAGGGCUGAGCAGGACCCAAGAAAUGAAACAAUAGUGUAAAAAAAAAACUAAACUGAUCUUGCCUGCCUCAAGAACCGCUAAGCUACUGCUAAUCAUACAAAAAUUACAGUGGGGUGGUCCGCUCAGGUCUAACUAGUGUUUUUAGACAUUUUUCUUCCUACGGGUAAUGUAUGCCCAAGGGCAACUUGCUUAAAUCCCCCUUUUCCCAGAAACACACAACAAAGUUACCAAACAGAGUAACCAGCAAAUGAGUGAGUACAUAAAACACAGGACACCACAGUAUCCAUACUCACAUACAGAAAAUAGUCUCUCUCUACAAACACAACUGACUGGCUUUUAAAACAAUGGGAGGUGUAAGUGAAAAACCAGAAACAGGUGGUGCAAUACAGAGGAAUGUCCACUGAUUGGUCCACCUCAGCAAUCAGCAGCCAAACGGAUGUCGGACAGGUGGGACACCCCAACGACCACCAAUCAGGAACAUAAAGGACACCUGUGAUUAGGGCAGAAGGAGAGGAAAAACACAAAAACACACACAGGAUACCUGUAUCUGUAACAUGUGGUUUGUUAACCUGUGUACUAAUGUCAUUUGGUAAUUUCAUGUCUUAUAUCCUGAUGUUUUGACACAGAUUGAUGUUGAUAAAGAGGACUAUGCUGUUGAGUUUCUGGCUGAGGAGCAG
Molecule: messenger RNA, 2181 nt
Organism: Coregonus sp. 'balchen'
Lineage: Eukaryota; Metazoa; Chordata; Actinopteri; Salmoniformes; Salmonidae
Source: the annotation of a GenBank genome assembly